AUGGAUUCCAAAGAUAUACCUGUUGAAUAUAAGCGCCAACAAGCAAAACAAUUUGAUCAAAGCUAUCAAAAAUCAAUUUUACUCACUUGUUUGGAAUCUGAAUCGAAUUCUCCCGAGUUCACGAUGCCAGCAGAAACAAUGAACCAAACUAUUUCUUCGUCUUCGUCAGCUACACUUGUUCAGGAUUUGUUUACAGAAUUGGAUAGGUACCCAAUUACGUCAUCGGCAGAGGCUCCGCCACCUCCAAUUGAGCAAGCUUGCGAUUCUUGUCGAAAACGCAAAUUGAAAUGUUCAAAGGAGUACCCACGUUGUUCAAAAUGUAUACAACACAAAUGGUGCUGUUCCUAUAGUCCAAGAACCGUAAGGAGUCCAUUGACUAGAGCUCAUUUGACCGACGUAGAAAACAAACUUCACAAAUUGGAAGAAAUCUUUACUUGGGUUUUGCCUAAUAACUAUAGAGUAGAUGAAUUACUUGAUGGAGAUUACGAAAAAUUAUUAAAACCGAUAAAAGAGCAAUUGCAAAAUAUGAACCUGGAAAAUGGUUCCAAAUUUACAAUAACAGCACCACCAGUACCAGCACAAGCACCAACAACAACGACAACGACAACGACGACAACGACAACAACAUCAUCAUCAACAUCAUCAUCAUCAAGAGUAACGUCAGUGGCAAGUUCAAAAAAAAAAUUCGAUGAGGAAGUAGAACAAGAACCAAUUGCAUCUUGUACAGAAUCGCUAACCCAAUCACCCCCUGUUUUUGAAAAUGCAUUGAACAACACGUGUUCUUUGCCUUUGUUUCAAUCAAAGUCCCAUCCAAAUCACUCAACCCAAUAUAUGUUUCCCGGUGACAGGUAUAAGAUAAAACAAGAGAUUAUGGAUGAUUUCGAAUUAAACAAUAUACCAACAAGACCAACGUCUGUACCAAGCAAAGACCUAUUUGAAACAUAUCUUGGCAAUGAUCUUACUAUGGACAAUGGUUCAAAAAUACUGGGCAAUAAUGCAACUGUGCCCAAUCAAAUUAGAAAACAGAGUGGUGGUGGAGCUAAUCUACCCUCAUCGUCACUUUUCCAGCCAUCGUUAAACACAACCACUGAAAACUCGUUAUUGACUUCGCCGUCGUCAAUACUUAGUUUGAGUUCUUGGAAUAAUGAUGAGGCUUAUGAUGAAGAAAUGAAACAACCAAAAUCCUACAAGAAAAUGAAAUUAGAGAAGAUGGAUUUUAAUAUUGACGAAGAUACAUUUGUACAACAACAACAACAACAACAACAACAACAACAACAACAACAACAACAACAGCAGCAGCAGCAGCAGCAACAGCAACAACAACAGCAGCAACAACAACAGCAACAACAGCAACAAGAGUCACAGCAGCAAUCUCCUGUUCAAUCGCCACAAAGACCACAAAUACAAAUGUCUAAUACCAACUUCCAAAACUCUUUUUUCAACUUCCUUUCGCCAGCUGUUCCUAAAGUAGCUUCAUCUGCCAAUGACAAUUUUGAUUUAAUUUUUGAUAUGUGA
Molecule: messenger RNA, 1515 nt
Organism: Lodderomyces oxycetoniae
Lineage: Eukaryota; Fungi; Ascomycota; Pichiomycetes; Serinales; Debaryomycetaceae
Gene: GAL4
Product: galactose-responsive transcription factor
Exons: 1
Coding region: 1-1515 (504 amino acids)
Biological process (GO): regulation of DNA-templated transcription
Cellular component (GO): nucleus
Molecular function (GO): zinc ion binding; DNA-binding transcription factor activity, RNA polymerase II-specific; transcription cis-regulatory region binding
Source: RefSeq, a predicted model, not a curated record